CGCGAAUACCGCAAUUUCUUUGCUUUUCCUUCACUAAAACACCCUUCAGUGGAAAUAGCAACAGAUAAUUGAAGAUCGUGGACCAUUUUCUGGCAUUGUAUAUUUAGUUGUGUUUUCAAUUAGAACAACAAUACUAGAACUACAAUACAACUAAGUUGUAGAUAUUGCGACUGAAGAAGAAGAGUCUGCAACAUGGCUAGACUGAACAUAGAAGUUAAUGAUGUUAAUGAAAAUAAUGUUAGUGAGAAACUGAAGGCGAAUUCCAUCGAAGCAUUCUAUGAUAAUACUACGAUUUUGGUGACGGGAGCGACAGGUUUUUUAGGGAAAGGCAUCUUGCAGAAACUAAUGCGUGUAUGCUCAAGCAUCAAAACCAUUUUUCUCCUGAUUCGUCCAAAGAAAAACCAAACAAUAGAACAACGAUUUCAGAAGCUCAUAAAUGAUCCCAUUUAUGACAGCAUCAGAGUAAAGCAUCCCUCGAUUUUGAGCAAGAUUCACCCCGUACAGGGUGAUAUAAGUCUGCCAGAUUUAGGUCUUUCGCGAAAAGAUAGGACUAUGUUGACGGAGAAUGUGAACAUAGUGUUUCAUACGGCGGCCACUGUGAAAUUCAAUGAACCAUUGAAUGUGGCUGUCAAUAUAAAUACAGCAGGUACUGCACGCAUAAUCCAACUAUGCAAGGAACUGAAGCAUGUAAUCAGCAUUAUCUACAUAAGUACAGCUUAUAGUAAUGCGCAUUUUCCAGAGAUCGAGGAGAAAGUUUACACCUCAAGUUUGAAACCAUCUAUAGUGAUUGACAUAUGUGAAUAUGGAGACGAAACAUUGAUCAAUCUAUUGCAAGAAAACAUUUUGAAAACUUAUCCAAACACGUACACGUUUUCCAAAAAUUUGGCAGAGCAGAUUAUAUUUAACAAUAGCGAUAUUUUGCCUAUUGCUAUAGUACGACCAAGCAUAAUUGGUGCCUCGAUCGAAGAUCCAUGUCCUGGUUGGCUGGACAAUAUUUUUGGAGUUACAAGUUUGUUUAUGCAAAUCGGCAUGGGUAUUGUAAAGGUAAUACCAGCUAAGAAAAACGCAAACGUGGAUAUAGUACCUAUCGAUUUCGUGGUUAACAUGAUAUUGUGUACCGCAUGGCAUGUAACUCGACAUCCUAAUAACGAAGUUACAGUGUACAACUGUACGAAUAACGCAUACCCACUCAAAUGGGAACAAAUGGUGAAUGCCGUGGUGCAAUGUAACAGAAAAAUACCGAUGAAGAGAGUGUUAUUCUAUCCAUGUUGCUUCAUGGUAGACAACAAAUAUGUUUAUAAUGCUCUAAAUAUAUUUCUACAUAUUUUGCCAGCGUUCGUUAUAGAUACGUUUCUAAAAUUUUCAGGUAGAAAACCAAUAAUGAUGAAAGGCAGUAAUGCUUUUAAUGAAUUGGUUACAAAUGCGCAGCAUUUCAGCAUGCACGAAUGGACUUUUCAUAGAGAUAACGUUAGCAAGAUGAUGGUGGAUGUGGAAAAGUUGAAAGACAAUGAGAUUGUGAAAUUAAAUUGGGAUGUAGAUUGGAAAAGAUAUAUUGCAAUUUAUAUGGCGGGAAUUGAGAAAUUUAUUCUGAAAGAAAAGUCUAAAUCUAUAGUUGCAUCUAGACAGCGAUUAUCAGUAUUGUACUGGAUAUAUCAAAUAAUUCGAAUAUUCGGUAUAACUAUUUUAGCAAUGAUAUUGUAUAUUAUAUAUUGAUCGCCUCAGUGUACAUAUAUAUAUAUAUUUAUAAUACAAUCAAAUAAAAUUUUAUUAAUUUAUAUUAAAUGUACAUAUACAAACAUUGUGUUGGCUCAAUGUAAUAAAAAUUCUUAUUUCCUUUUCAUAAUGUAGAAAUGAUAAUAUUCCUAACAUGUACUUGUACAUAAAUAACAUGUACUUCUUACUUGUACAUAAAUAGCAACUAUUAUCAAUUUUUUAUUUUUGUAUUGUUUAAUUUCAAAUUAUAUUAUUGUCUAAUAUACAAGGUAUGAUACAAUAUACAUGAUACAAUAUUUUUCAAUGCAUUAUUAAAAUGUGUUUAAAAAUGUGAUAAUGAUUAAUACAAAAAUAAAAAUUAAAUAAGCUUACUUUUGCAUUUAAUACUUUCAAUAUUCUAUCAUGUCAUACGUUAUACUUAAUUUUAUCAUAUUAUAUGUUUCCCAUUAUAUAAAUUUAUGAUAGUUACAAUUGCUUUUUACACAUAAAAUUUUAACUUAAGAUACUAUCUAAUCUAGAAAAUAACAGAAAGAUCACAUAAAAUACAAAUUUUAAUUAAAUUUCAUUUAAAUAUAAAUGUAUAUUUUUUGUUUCUAGUACUUUUUCAUAUUUCAUAGCUGUUAAAAGUACUGUAUUUUUUAUUUAUUUGUCUAUUUCUAUACCUUUUAAAAAUCAGAUGGAAACAAAAAAAUUACUCGAUACAAACAGUAAAAAUUUUAACUUACGCAUAUCUUACGUGUUCCGAUUCCCACCAUUGCAAAGGAGCAUCAUAAGGAUCACAGGCUAGGGAAUUUUUUCUCCCUCAUAAUAUGACUUCAGUUGGCAUUGGGUUUUUUAACAUUAUAUUUAUAACAUUGAAAAUAAACAAAAUAUAAUUUUAUCUCCAGACCAAGAACAUCCUGCAUUUAUUUUGUUGUUUUAUAGCCCAUUACAACUGUUUCGGCGAAAAAUUAGUGCAACACAUUGUCAUAAAUUGAUAAAGUAAACACGUUGCACAUUUGUAGCGUCGGACUCAUACAAGAAAUGAAACAUCGCAUAUAUGUGACGCUAGUAGCGGACGUGUAAGGUUGUGUAUGUAAUAAACAUGGCGAAGUAUCUGGGAAUAGAUAGAAUUUGUAAUUUUUGGCGUACAAUAAAAGCAAAUGGUGGUAUUUUAAAUUCUUUGCGUCUUACAUACAGGUUAUUAUAACAAUUAAUAUUUAUUUAUAUCAAUAUAGCUUAUAAUUACUAUUUCAAUUGAAAAUUUUAUACUAACCUAAUUUAGUUUAUUAGAUAUUUAUAAUUGUAUAAUUAUAGAUAUUUAUUUUCUAUCGUACGUUUGACAUAAACGUAUAAAAACAAUUUAACAUUAAUUAUAUUAUGUAAUAUUAUAUUACAGAGUGGAUGAACUAAGAGAUGGUACCUUAGUUGGCAUAGAUAAAUAUGGAAACAAAUAUUAUGAGAAUAAUGAAUACAUGUUUGGUAAGUUCUAAAAAUAAUCAUUUCGUUUAUUUUUCAUUUAUAUUGCAAAUGUGUAAAAUAUUUAUAAAAAUAAUAUUAACAGUAGAGCAAUAUGACUAAAUAAAUUUAUCUUUUAUACAUAAUGGCCUAUUUAAAUCAAUUCAUUUGAAUAUCUUCAAAACAAAUUGACAAUAUUAAAAAAUAUAUUAGACAAAAGUUAAAUUUCAGGGACCACAUUAUCUAAUGUUAGUAUUUUUUAUAUAAUUACAUGAAAGAAAAUGAAAUUGUAUAUUUUUUAAUAGACUAAUUGA
This is a messenger RNA of Heterotrigona itama, 3464 nucleotides long. The record is from the annotation of a GenBank genome assembly. NCBI's taxonomy places the organism in Eukaryota, Metazoa, Arthropoda, Insecta, Hymenoptera, Apidae.